Daucus carota subsp. sativus is the source of this 1349-nucleotide messenger RNA. Its product is annotated as transcription factor bHLH19. The transcript has 6 exons. Bases 182 to 1138 code for a protein of 318 amino acids. NCBI's taxonomy places the organism in Eukaryota, Viridiplantae, Streptophyta, Magnoliopsida, Apiales, Apiaceae. The record is from RefSeq and is a predicted model, not a curated record. Gene Ontology annotation, molecular function: protein dimerization activity.
AUGUAUACCUAAAUAAAAGCAGGCAUUCAAUUCUAUAACUACAGCUCAACAAUAUAUAUAAAGGUGCAGAAGGUAGAGACUAUUUAAUUCUCAAAUAUUAAUCCUGCUUCUCUUAGCUUCUUGUGUUGAAUAAGAAAGCAGAAGAUAGAUUAUCUGCAGGUUUCUGUAUUCGAACUCAUCAAUGGAAUUGUCAUCCUAUGCUAGAUGUUUCCCUGAAUUGGGAAUGGAUGACUGCAACAACUUUAAUCAUCUCAUGCAAAAUGAUGAUUAUCAUCAUACUUAUGCUGCCACCAACACUCAUAGUCAGCACCUCAGCUCUUUCUCCUCCGAGAUCAUUCAAACUGGGAUACCUGCCGCUAACAGACACCCUAGGGGCGUGAAUAUGGGUGGUUCAGCUCAGCCUGCAGGAUCGCAUCAGUUUGAGUGGGUUUUGAAGCCCAAGGAUGAAGAGAUAGUGUACAAUGAUGAGCUAAUGUUGAGCUUCCCAUCCAGCUUUAAUUGGAAGAGUGGUGGUACUAGCAGUUCAAUUAGUAACAAGAGGAAGCAGUAUCUCUUCCCAUCUGCUCCCCUUACUGCUAAAGAUCAUAUCCUCGCGGAGAGAAAACGAAGGGAAAACAUUAGCCAGCGCUUGAUAGCACUCUCCGCCAUCAUCCCUGGCCUCAAGAAGAUGGACAAAGCUUCGGUGCUAGAAAGUGCAACCAAGUACGUGAAACAGCUUGAAGAGCGUAUCAGAUCGCUUGAGGAGGAGGUGAAGAAGAAGAAGUCCCUGGAGUCCGUUGUGCUUGUGAGGAAGUCACAAAUUUCAGGUAGUGAAGAGGGCUCAUGCUGUGAUGAUGAUCAGAACUGCCUUGAGCUGUCCGCGGGUACUACGGAUCAUCAGGGACUUCCAGAGAUCGAAAUAAGGAAAUCGGAUAAGAUUAUUCUCAUCAAGAUCUUCUGCGAGAAGUACAAGAACUUCCUGCCUAAACUUCUUGCUGAGGUUGAGAAGCUUCAUCUCACCGUCCUCAAUAGCAUUGCCUUGCCUUUCGGCAGUUAUGCUAUGGAUAUCACUAUCUCUGCUCAGAUGGAUGCUGAGUUCUGCUUGUCACGGAAAGAUCUUAUAAGAAAUCUGCAUUCAACUUUCAACGGAUUCAUCUAACAUGCAUCACAACCUCACACCAUAUCCAUUUGAGCAGCGUUCUCCAGUUAAUUAAAUAGUCUUGUAUGAAUGUAACAUAUAUAUGGAUAUUCCAGCUGUGUUCGCAUUGUCUAUAAUUAUGUGUGUGUUAACGACGACACAAGCUUGAGUUUGCAUGUAUAUAGUUUGGCAUAGCCUAAAUGGUGUAUAUAUAUAAAUAAUACUCUUUUUU